Molecule: messenger RNA, 775 nt
Organism: Stereum hirsutum FP-91666 SS1
Lineage: Eukaryota; Fungi; Basidiomycota; Agaricomycetes; Russulales; Stereaceae
Product: ankyrin
Exons: 7
Coding region: 112-615 (167 amino acids)
Biological process (GO): positive regulation of transcription by RNA polymerase II
Cellular component (GO): nucleus
Molecular function (GO): transcription cis-regulatory region binding; protein binding
Source: RefSeq, a predicted model, not a curated record
GUACUGCCUUCAAGCUCAAGCAGACGCUUCUAACUACUCGACACUUAUCCGUUCUGAAUUCACCUGUCUCCAACACCCUUCCUUCCAUUAUCUAAAGCCUUAGACUCCGCCAUGGCUGAAGACGCAUCUGGAGCAAGCACCAAUGAACGCCUACUUGCAGCUGCACGAACCGACAACGAGGAGUUGUUGCUUGAAGUCUUCCAGCAGGAGGAUCUAGAUAUCAAUCACCAAGACGGUCUGGGGAACACAGCUCUACACAUCGCGGUAUCCCACGGAUCGACAGACGUCUUGGAACACAUACUGACACAUGAAGACUGCGACGUGGACCCUGUAAACCGACUAGACAAAGCCACUCCGCUUCAUCUUGCUGUGCAGACCGAGGAUCCCGAAAUGCGCAGAUAUCUGGUAGAAUCGCUGCUCGAAGCCGGUGCGAAUACCAAUGUCAAGGAUAAGCAUGGGGAUACGCCCAUGGCAUAUCUUCCCGAUGACGACAAGGAGGUGAAGGCCUUGAUUCGCAAAGCGCAAGCUCAGGCUAGCGUCUCGAAUGAUGAUGUGGCUAACGAUGAUGAUGAUGAACCUGGCUCUGGCUCCGGAUCCGGCUCUGACGAUGAAUGAAACAGGGAAUAAGCAAGAGUGCAGUUCGGAAUUUUGGAUGUAACGCCUAGAUGUGGAUGUACAGCUGACGUUUAUUGUCACUAAUAUCAAGGAACCACGUGGGUCGUGAUCUGCUCUACAGACUUUCUUCAUGAUUACUACCCUGUCCUGUCUUAAUGCC